Messenger RNA from Elaeis guineensis (African oil palm), 1376 nucleotides. RefSeq lists its product as uncharacterized. Gene Ontology annotation, cellular component: cytoplasmic microtubule. Gene Ontology annotation, biological process: microtubule cytoskeleton organization. Lineage: Eukaryota; Viridiplantae; Streptophyta; Magnoliopsida; Arecales; Arecaceae. The record is from RefSeq and is a predicted model, not a curated record. Gene Ontology annotation, molecular function: microtubule binding.
UGGGGGAAAAAAAAGAAAAAAAAGGAAAAAACUCAGGUCGCUUAUUGGGCCUACUCUUGGUCUCUUCUCCACUCUGUCCUGUGCAACGGAGCGGUCCGGACGGAGACAAAACCCUCGCCGGGGAGUUCUUCGAGCAGAGCAGAAUGGAGGCAAAGGACAUGCGAAGCUGACCCCAAGUAGUUUGGGAUUAAGAUUCCAAGGUGAAAAAAUGUCAGGGAAGGCUCUCAGAGAUCUCAAUGUACUUCCUGUUCCAGGAUUGGAGAGGAAAACUGAUGGUUCUAGUAAAGGAAGCUUUAUCAGGCCUUACAUUGAGAAUAGCAAUGAAAAAGUUGACAAAUGCCUGAACAAAGUUUCAGAAGCUAGUCUAGGGAAUAAUGGAGUAGAGGCAGGAAAUUCAGAGGUUGAGUACAUAGAUUCUGAGAACUUGACAGAUCUUUCAGAUGUGGAUUCAAGUCUUAAUACACUUUUAACAAGAUUAGACUCAAAGGAUUGGGUUCUAAUAUGUGAAGCACUCAAUAAUGUGCGCCAAUUAGCAAUAUAUCAUAAGGAAAAACUGCUUGAGAUGUUGGGAACUGUGAUUCCUUUGAUGGUAAAAUCCUUGAAAAAUCCUAGAAGUGCUGUCUGCAAGACUGCAAUUAUGACAUCUGCAGACAUCUUUAAGAUCUAUAGCGAUUCAGUUGUUGAUUCAUCUGAUCCUCUGCUUUUGCAGUUGCUUCUCAAAUCUUCGCAAGACAAACGUUUCGUUUGUGAAGCUGCUGAGACAGCUCUAAUAGCAAUGACAACUUGUAUCUCUCCUUCUUUAUUAUUGCCUAAACUGCAAUCAUAUCUGAAGAAUAAGAAUCCUCGGAUACGAGCAAAAGCAUCUAUGUGUUUUAGCAGGAGUGUACCUCGACUUGGUCUGGAAGGAAUUAAAGCAUACGGGAUUGAUAAGCUCAUCCAGAUUGCAGCAUCUCAGCUUAGUGAUCAGCUUCCUGAAUCAAGAGAGGCUGCUAGGACACUGGCAUUGGAAUUGCAAACUGUCUAUGAGAAUUCUCAUGCCUUACCAAGCGAAGAUUCUGCAAGUUCUUGGGAGGCCUUCUGCCAAGCCAAACUAUCCCCUUUAAGUGCUCAGGCAAUUCUUCGUGUCACCUCUACACCAAAAGAGGGUUUGGUUUUGGGUUGCUAACCCAUGAGGUAUACAUACCAUUGUACUACGAUUACUUUUGCACUGAUAUUUUGUAUAUGCUGUGACGGUGGGAGAUUGUAGUUCAGUUGGGGCAUGAGGUGGCCUUGAUAUUUUGGCACAUUCACUCGUAUUAAUUGUGGUGAUUGUAUGUUUCGUUCAAGUGCUGGUAUUCAGUAUAUCAAUCAUAGUUGUUUGUUUGUCCUUUUCUUUA